GGAACUUGGACGACCAUGAAUAAGGGUUUGAUGAAAAGAGAACUAUGGAGACUCGCAGGAAUGUUCUUAGCUCAUGAAUUUGAGAUUCCAAGGAUGGGGAGUCCCCAGACCCAGCUGGUGCUAAGGGAGCAGGAUGUCGUCAAGCUCGCCUGCGAGUUCAUGGAGAACAGGGAUAUGAAUAUAUCACAGAUAGCUUUGGAAAGGGAAAGUGGAGUAAUAAAUGGAGAUUUAUCUGAUGAUGUUAUUUUCUUGAGACAAUUGAUAUUGGAUGGACAGUGGGAGGACAGCCUCGAGUUUAUUCAGCCUCUGACCCAGCUUCCGACCUUUAAUAUUGACCUCUUCCAGUUCAUCAUUUUCAAGCAUAAAUAUCUAGAAUUGCUCUGCAUCAAGAGUGAAGUAUCCCUGGCAACCCCUGAUACUGCUGUGAACGAGGUGGUUCAGCUUCUCAACCUUAUUCAACCUCUUUGUCCUUCCAAGGAUGAAUAUUCAGAUGAAUAUUCAGCUAACAAUCCCUUAUAUUAUACCUAUAUUCUAGGUCUAUUUUUAGGAGAAAAGCUCGAAUCCUUUUCCAGUUCUUUGGUUGCCACUAAUGAUAGACUGCUUCAACUUAUAAUUAAGGGGAUUCUCUAUGAGAGCUGUGUAGAUUUUUGUCAACAGAAAGCAACACAAUCAAGAAACAACAGCAUAGAGUUUACGAAUGUGCUGAGUUCCAGUGAGUUUAACGACAGCGAUCUAUCCCUUCUCUCCUGGUUACAAUCUAUCCCUCCAGAUACAUUCUCGUGCCCAUUCGAACAGAAAAGUUUGAACGUAGAUAUAGAACGUUUGCAGAAAUCUCAUUUAGAGACAUCAUGGACCGAACAUAUUCUAGUUACUCCCAUUCGAUCAAAUAUGUUUCCACACUCAGCUAUGCCACCAGCCAAACUAAAAUCUCAAGAUGUGAUGACCAAAAGUCUGUCUCUUAUGCUUGGAAAGCAGGAGCCUAAAGGAGGUGUUCAUGAUAUGACAAGAAGUUUAGCAAGUUUUCAUCUUACAGGGAAAAAAUUGAUGGACACGUCGGUAGAUCAGCUGUUUAAAGAACGAGAUCUAACAAUUACACCAACUACCAUACUAGAAGAACCAUCAACAGUAUCUGAAGGCGAGGUGAAAGAACCUCCCCUGGAGGAACCAAGUGACGGAUCGAAGGGAAAUACUGAACUGCUAACCCCUGAACUAAGCACUGCUCUCAGUAUGGGAAAACCAAAGUUUGUAAAGGUUGUAACCCUGGAGGAUGUGCAGGCUGUACGGUGUGCUGAGUUCCAUCCUGAGGGUCUAGUCUACGCAGUCGGAUCUAAUUCUAAAACCUUGCGGAUUUGUGAAUAUCCGGAUAUAUCAAGAAUAUCUGAAAACCAUGAGACCCAUCAGCCGACUGUACUUUUUAAGCGAACUAAACACCACAAGGGAUCUAUAUACUGCCUGUCCUGGUCCUACAAGGGGAACCUCCUCGCCACCGGCAGCAACGACAAGACCGUCAAGCUCAUGAAGUAUAAUAGUGAGACCAACAGCCUAGAGGGCGGGGAGAAGGAUCUUACCAUGCACGACGGAACGGUCCGGGACUGCUGUUUUGUUGAAGAAGGUUCUGGAGGGUCGUCUUUGCUUCUAUCUGGCGGAGCUGGAGACUGCAAGGUUUAUGUCACAGAUUGUCAAACAUUUACUCCUUUCCAGGCCUUAACAGGACAUACAGGACACAUCUUAUCCCUUUACACCUGGGCAGGGGGGCCAAUAUUCGUCUCAGGAUCUCAGGAUCGAACUGUUCGGUUUUGGGACCUUCGAACAAGGGGCUGUGUAAACCUGGUUCAGUUUGGAAAUGAAGGAGCUGGAUCACCGGUUGCGUCAUGUUGUGUAGAUCCAUCAGGACGCCUUCUAGUGUCAGGACACGAGGAUUCUACCUGUGUUCUCUACGAUAUACGAGGAGCUAGAUCAGUCUCAAAACUGAAGGUUCAUAGUAGUGAAGUAAGAAGUGUUCGAUUCUCUCCGAAUGCCUACUAUUUACUCUCAGCUAGCUACGAUGGGACUAUCGUUCUUUCAGAUCUACAGGGGGAUCUAACUUCAUCCUUGCCGAGUGUAACAGUAGCAACCCAUGAAGAUAAGGUUAUCACUGGACGGUGGCAUCCUUUACACUUCUCCUUCCUCACUUCUUCAGCAGAUAAAACAUCAACACUCUGGACUCUACCAACAGUAUAAACAUCAACACUCUGGACUCUACCAACAGUAUAAACAUCAACACUCUGGACUCUACCAACAAUAUAAACAUCAAUACUCUGGACUCUACCAUCAGUAUAAACAUCAAUACUCUGGACUCUACCAACAAUAUAAACAUCAAUUCUCUUGACUCUACCAACAGUAUAAACAUCAAUACUCUGGACUCUACCAACAGUAUAAACAUCAAUACUCUGGACUCUACCAACAGUAUAAACAUCAAUACUCUGGACUCUACCAACAAUAUAAACAUCAAUACUCUGGACUCUACCAACAGUAUAAACAUCAAUACUCUGGACUCUACCAACAGUAUAAACAUCAACACUCUGGACUCUACCAACAGUAUAAACAUCAAUACUCUGGACUCUACCAACAAUAUAAACAUCAAUACUCUGGACUCUACCAACAGUAUAAACAUCAAUACUCUGGACUCUACCAACAGUAUAAACAUCAAUACUCUGGACU
This is a messenger RNA of Eurytemora carolleeae, 2700 nucleotides long. Its product is annotated as WD repeat-containing protein 47. Bases 16 to 2220 code for a protein of 734 amino acids. Lineage: Eukaryota; Metazoa; Arthropoda; Copepoda; Calanoida; Temoridae. The transcript has 27 exons. The record is from RefSeq and is a predicted model, not a curated record. Gene Ontology annotation, molecular function: protein binding.